Baudoinia panamericana UAMH 10762 is the source of this 441-nucleotide messenger RNA. RefSeq lists its product as uncharacterized. Lineage: Eukaryota; Fungi; Ascomycota; Dothideomycetes; Mycosphaerellales; Teratosphaeriaceae. The transcript has a single exon. The coding region runs from base 1 to 441 and encodes 146 amino acids. The record is from RefSeq and is a predicted model, not a curated record.
AUGGCAGAACAGGUAGUGCGCAGCACCUUCACCAUCUUCGCCCAAACGGCUCUACCACUAAUUCUCGCCUUCGAACUCUUCCUGGGCGGGCAGGCACGUCUAACCGACCGCAUUACCCCCGGCCUCCACAAACAGGCCUCGCGCAAAGCAUCCGGCUACUACAGAUGGCUCAACUUCCUGCCCGUCGACGACGCGGAGACUUUCCAGCAUGUCAUUGGCGGGCUCAUGAUCUUUGCCGGCAUCUUGAUCUGCGUCCCUCCCAUGCGCGCGAUGGGAACUUUGUUGAGUAUGGCGUUGAGCGGAGGGGGUGUGUAUAGUCAUCGGAAGAUGGGCGUGCCGUAUUGGUUGCCUGCUGUUAAUACGGCGAUUGCGGUUGUCAUUCUAUGGCAGCAUGAGUUGCUUGCGCCGGAGAAUGUGCAGUAUCAUGGAGAUGAGCUGUGA